Messenger RNA from Trematosphaeria pertusa, 1326 nucleotides. RefSeq names its product HlyIII-domain-containing protein. Gene Ontology annotation, molecular function: signaling receptor activity. The coding region runs from base 364 to 1326 and encodes 320 amino acids. The transcript is spliced from 6 exons. NCBI's taxonomy places the organism in Eukaryota, Fungi, Ascomycota, Dothideomycetes, Pleosporales, Trematosphaeriaceae. Gene Ontology annotation, cellular component: membrane. The record is from RefSeq and is a predicted model, not a curated record.
GGACCAUUUUGCGCUACGCUCGACAAUAUGUGCCUUCGCGGCUAAUUAUAGCACGCUACUCUAACAAUUUAAGCCUCUAGAGAAGGAGAGCAGUAUUCAGAACAAAGAAACCCAACGACAUGCCCAGGAAUGCCAGAAUAACAAAGACUUAGGCUGGAAACCAUAAAAUCAACUUGGCCAGAGCGGUAUGCUAGGGUAGAAACCUUUAAGUUACGCAGGGUGACUUGCGAAUUCCCCCUCAAUCGAGUCACCCUGCGCCUGUGAUUCCGCUUCGUCCUCAUCCUUUCGAUACCUUCCGAUAGUCCAAACCUAGUCUUAACCACUCGAUUCAUAGAUUCCCUUUUAGUCCAUUCUGCUACUUACAUGCCACCGAGGAAGAGCACUACGCCGAUAAUCUGCUCUCCUUUCCAGUGCUCCAAGUCCAGACCGACAUCGCAGCUUCAUCUUUCCAUGCCGAAAAGAAAAGAUUCAGACACGCUGAUGGAAUGGCCUGAACUUCUGACAUGGCAAAGAGAUAAUGAACACAUACUUACCGGCUAUCGGCAAGCAUCAUAUUCCUAUUUCCGCUCAAUCGGCAGCACCUUGCGCCUACAUAAUGAGACAGUCAACAUCUGGUCUCAUGGUCUAGGCACCAUUGCCUUUUCCGUUAUACCUUUUUACCUGUACCACUCGUGGACUCCACGCUACCAAUAUGCCACGCCAACCGAUGUGUUCGCCCUCUUCACCUUCUUCGCAUCCGUCACUGUCUGCUUCUUCUUCUCCUCAUGCUUCCACACCUUCACGAACCACAGUCCCCGAACCUGGUAUAUCACCUCGCAACUCGACCACCUCGGAAUCGUCCUCGUAAUCUGGGGCUCAACAGUCCCCAGCGCUCACUUCGGUUACUACUGCGAUCCCCAGCUGCAACACUUCUUCUGGUAUCUUGCUACAGCAGCAGCCCUGCUCUGCGCCUUCGUGACUUUCCACCCCAUGUUCCGCACGCCCGCUGGACUCAAAACCCGACUCUUACUCUACACGAUACUCGGCCUUUCUUCUUUUCUCCCCGCAAUCCAUGGCGUACGGAUCAACGGAUUCGCGGAACAUGACCGGCGGAUGGGGCUUUCGCAUUUCAUUGGGCUAGGGAUUUUGAACGGGUCCGGAGGAGGCGUCUACGGCGCACGAAUUCCGGAGAGAUGGUACCCAAAGCGGUUCGAUAUCUUCGGGUCGAGCCAUCAGAUCAUGCAUGUGUUGGUGAUAUGCGGAGCGUGGUGCUACAGUGUUGGGUUGUUAAGAGCUUUCGACUACUGGCAUGGGCUGAAUGGGGAUGGAAUCGGGGCAUGCACGUAG